AUGUCUGCGGACUUCUGGGCCAGCUAUCUCUCUGGCGCCAUAGGGAUUCUGAUUGGGAACCGCCUAGAUGUUGUGAAAGUUCGAGCUCAGACAAGCAAUGCUGGUGUUCCGUCAUCUGGUGCUCCAGAACCAAGCACUCGAGGUCACAAAUUCACAGCAUUGUUUAGAGGUGCAGCCGCUCCCAUCCUCGGCUAUGGUGCAUUGAAUUCCAUUCUUUUCAUGUCUUUCAACAGGUCCUUGAAGCUUUUGGAUCCCAGUAUCUUCGACUAUACAAAACUGGCCGGAGUGGACCUUGGAAAAAUAUGGAUAGCUGGAGCAGUUGGAGGAUUUGCUACGUUUGUUGUGUCGGCACCCUCUGAACUUAUCAAGUGCAGGACUCAGCUUGUCGUUGAUGGGCAGGGUUCCUCAUAUGCUGUGUUCAAGGACAUCUGGAGAAGGGGCGGAAUCCGAGGGCUUUAUUAUGGAGGCACCAUAACGAGUCUUCGCGAUGCAUUUGGCUAUGGCUGGUAUUUCUGGUCAUACGAGCUAAGCAAGAGACUCUUUCUAUCGAGACAGCCAGACCCUUUCUCUUCGCCUUCUGCCGCCGAUGUGUUGAUCAGCGGAGGGAUUGCGGGAGUCGUCACUUGGGUGUCCAUCUAUCCCUUGGACGUCGUCAAGACCCGACUCCAGACGCAACCUUCGGUGUACCUCGAAAGCCAGAGGUUACUUCCAGGCGCAGCAAUAGCUGCUCGUUAUGAUCAGACAUCCGUGGGUGUGGCGCGUGAGAUCUGGCAAAGCGCUGGCCUCCGUGGCUUCUACCGCGGGUUAGGCGUGUGUAGUGUCCGAGCAUUCAUCGUGAACGCUGUCCAGUGGUAUGUGUAUGAAACCAUCAUGGCCUUGCUGCGUAAUCCGCAAUGA
Molecule: messenger RNA, 897 nt
Organism: Capronia coronata CBS 617.96
Lineage: Eukaryota; Fungi; Ascomycota; Eurotiomycetes; Chaetothyriales; Herpotrichiellaceae
Exons: 2
Coding region: 1-897 (298 amino acids)
Biological process (GO): transport
Molecular function (GO): transmembrane transporter activity
Source: RefSeq, a predicted model, not a curated record